Molecule: messenger RNA, 369 nt
Organism: Fomitopsis serialis
Lineage: Eukaryota; Fungi; Basidiomycota; Agaricomycetes; Polyporales; Fomitopsidaceae
Exons: 3
Coding region: 1-369 (122 amino acids)
Cellular component (GO): fungal-type cell wall
Molecular function (GO): structural constituent of cell wall
Source: RefSeq, a predicted model, not a curated record
AUGCAGUUCAUCCUCACCUUCAUCUCGGCCCUCUUCGCCGCGCUCUUCGCCGUGGCCGCCCCCACCAACAUCGGCGCCAACCUCAACGCGCGCGCAGGCCUCGCCGUGCGCGACGGCAGCUCGAGCUGCAGCGCCGGCCCUGUUCUCUGCUGCGACAGCGUCGAGUCUGCGAACAACCUCAGCAGCAACACCACCUCCACGCUCGGGGCUCUCGGGAUCAGUGUCGGCGACCUGUUGAAUGACAUCGGUGUGGGGUGCUCGUCCCUCUCCGGCGGUGCGGAUUGCCCGACGAAGACGCUCUGCUGCGAGGAUAACACCUUCAGUGGCCUCGUCUCCCUUGGCUGUUCCGACGUCGGCGCUGGCCUGUGA